AUGGCUCCGGACGUCUCAAAAGCUCUGGAACUGAUAGACGCAGCACACAGAGAGGACCCGAACACGGUCGACAUCAACGGCGACAAAAUCCCCUACGAGCUACACUAUGCUCAGAAAAUGACACGCUACCUCAACCUCCACACGCCGAACGCGGGCCCCUUGCUCGCCACGGCCGCCCGUGCCCAGCAUUUCCGCCGUUGGGAAGUGCCGCGAGACAGCUACCCGCGCACCAAAGCCGGGUACUUUGCGUGGCGAACGUUCCUGAAGAACCGGCAGGCCGAGCAAGUCAGGCAGAUCUGCCUGGAGUGCUCGUACACGGAGGAGGAAGCCGGCAAGGUGGCAGCGCUGAUUGCAAAGGAGGAUCUUAAAAAGGGGGAAGGUAAGGGCGACGCCGACGCGCAGGUCAUUGAGGAUGUCGCGUGCCUGGUGUUUCUGGACGACCAGUUUGACGACUUCGAAAAGGGCCACGAUGAAGAGAAGAUCAUUGGCAUAUUGCAGAAGACGUGGGUGAAGAUGGGCCAGAGGGGGCAAGAGUUGGCGCUCGCCAUGGAUCUGAGUGAGAGGGCAAAGGAGAUGAUAGGCAAGGCUCUGGCGGGUUGA
This is a messenger RNA of Fonsecaea monophora, 600 nucleotides long. RefSeq lists its product as hypothetical. The record is from RefSeq and is a predicted model, not a curated record. The transcript has a single exon. Bases 1 to 600 code for a protein of 199 amino acids. NCBI's taxonomy places the organism in Eukaryota, Fungi, Ascomycota, Eurotiomycetes, Chaetothyriales, Herpotrichiellaceae.